CACACCACACCCACACGCGUUCGAAGCACCCCCAUGGUCCGCGCCGCUGUCGUCGUGCUUGCGCUCGCUGCCUCUGUCUGCGCCUCUGCUCACGGCGCCCUCGGUCGCGUCAAGCGGCAGAGCUUGUCCGACUCGUCGACGCAGGCGGUCGAAGGCCUGCUCGACAUCGCGCAGAUGGUGCUCGCUGGCAACACGACGACAGAAUGCAACGACUGGAUCACCUCGCUGCAGAACUGCUCGAACCUGAGCGACGAGACCGAGGUCGCCACUUGCGCGUGCGGAACCGACGUCCUGACGCAGCUCGAAGCAUGCGCGCCCGUCUACGGCAAAGGCCCGACCGAGAGCUCUUUCCGCUUCAAAUCGUUCUGCACCGAGGUUCUCCCGACGCUCGACCUGUCCAACUCGACCCUCUCGUCCGCCGCGUCGUCCGUCGCGGCAAGCGCAACCUCGGCCAUCGACUCGCUCACGUCGUCGGCCGUGAGCGCCGCCUCGUCCGCCUCGAACGCGGCACGGUCGAGCGCGUCGAGCGCGGCGUCGUCUGCUGCUGCAGGGGCGCAGCCGUCGUCGGCGAGCGGGAGCAGUGGCGCAGGGAGGACGGCGGUCGUGGGCGGGCUUGCAGGCGUCGUCGCCAUCGUCGCCGCGCUCGCACUGUGAGGAGGAUCGCGCUCUCGGACCCCUUUCCCCUCGUUUUUCUCUCAGUCUCUCGGACAUGCUGCAUGCGGCUGGAACGCGCAGUAUGUACUCGUGUC
Rhodotorula graminis WP1 is the source of this 749-nucleotide messenger RNA. RefSeq lists its product as uncharacterized. The transcript has 4 exons. The record is from RefSeq and is a predicted model, not a curated record. Lineage: Eukaryota; Fungi; Basidiomycota; Microbotryomycetes; Sporidiobolales; Sporidiobolaceae. The coding region runs from base 34 to 654 and encodes 206 amino acids.